CAAUCAAACGCACAUUUGAUUGGACCGGCACAUUCAGCAAGUGAAAAGGGGUAAAUGUAAGUCUGAACCUGGUCUGAACAUAAUGAAAAUAAUUCACUUAAUAAUGGUAGGGUCAAUUCUAUCCUUACAACAUAUGGGAAGACAAUCAAAAUUACCUAUAUAACUGAACUCAUUAUAUAAUGCAAAUAAGGUUGCUUAAAAGUUGGUGGGGACAAUUUGACCCUCUUGAAAAGUUGGUAGUGUUAUGUCCCUACCGUCCCUAUGCAAACCUACACCCUUGCUUUUGGUGAUGUAAGAUGCAGCUUUGUGACUGGAGAGCCCUCUUUCCACUGUCAAAAGUUGCAUUUCGGUUUGAUUUGCAAACAGUGGCUGAUCAUGGCACCUUUGGCUUUCCAUACAUACACUGGCUUCCUUCAAUUGCAACGUCUUUUGCAUAUUGUAAAUGGGCCUCAACUACAAAUGUAAUGUAUUGACGAAAUGUAGAGCCCCGAACCUCACUGUAUAUGCUGCGUCUUAGAGCAGAAAGAUGCAUAUAGACACAGAAGAGUGAAGAAGGACAAUAGAAGGAUCCUAUAUUACUUCCUUCUCCCUCUGAAACGUCCUCUUCCGCUCCGCUGGCGUCACGCGUUCCAGGCCCCUCCCACUCGGUGACGUAGGACUUCCAGUUGUCGCAGGCUGAUGUUGAUACACGGAUGUGGAUCCGCUGCGAACAUUUUUACGCUUUUUUUCUCGCCACCGAGGCUACGAACCGUGAGAAAUGGAGCGGCUGGCCCCCAUGCGGCUCUACACCUUGUCUAAAAGGCACUUUGUGUUGGUGUUUGUGGUCUUCCUCAUCUGCUUCGGCCUCACAGUCUUCAUUGGGAUUGCAGGUCCUAAGAUUAUUGCUGAACACGAGUGCAAUGGCACCCGGUUCCUUGUAAAGGAUUCUUCAGUUAAAACUGGGCCCUUCAAUUUAUUGUCUUCUCCCCUCACCACCUACAACCAGCAGCUAUGGCUCACCUGUGUGAUGCAGGCUCAGAACAGCAAUAUGGGAGACUUCAAGCAGCCCUUUGAAAUCAGCGUGGAGCUGAAAGGAGUGAUGCAGGACGCCAGCAUGAUGCACAUCAACAAAGUACAGAAGUCGCGGACUUUACACUGCGGAGUGGUAAGUAAAUGUGAUGAGAUCAUUUUGCUGCAUCUCGGCUACCUGAACUACACCCAGUAUCAAGUUUCUGUCAGCUUCAAAAACCUCGAAAAUAUCACGUAUGAAAUCAAGGUUCAGUUUGUGUGGAAAACGUACAAUCCGACAUUCUCACAAGUGGAAAUCUGGUUCCGGUUCGUCUUUGUGGUGUUGACCUUUAUGGUGACGUGUAUGUUUGCUCAUUCGCUGAGGAAAUUUUCUAUGAGGGACUGGGGAAUAGAACAGAAAUGGAUGUCUAUUCUGCUUCCUUUGCUGUUGCUCUACAACGAUCCGUUCUUCCCGCUGUCAUUCCUGGUGAACAGCUGGUUUCCGGGGACGUUGGAUGCUUUCUUUCAGGCUCUCUUCCUGUGUGCUCUGCUGCUCUUCUGGCUCUGCGUCUACCACGGCAUCAGGGUUCAGGGUGAGAGGAAAUUCCUGACGUUCUACCUGCCCAAGCUGAUCAUCGUAGGUCUGCUGUGGCUCUCAGCGGUUACACUCGGCAUAUGGCAAACGGUUAAUGAACUCCAGGAUCCUACUUAUCUGUACAAAAUUGACAUAGCAAACUUUCAGGGUAUGAAGGUCUUUUUCCUGAUUGUGGUCUCCUUCUACAUCCUCUACUUGAUAUUCCUGAUCGUCAGAGCUUGUUCUGAACUCAAGAACAUGCCUUACUCAGAUCUCCGGCUGAAGUUUUUGACGGCGCUGACGUUCGUCGUCCUCGUUAUAAGCAUGGUCAUUCUCUACCUGAGGUUUGGUGCCAAGGCUCUUCAAGACAAUUUCGUGGCUGAAUUGUCUACUCAUUACCAAAACUCAGCUGAAUUUUUAUCCUUCUAUGGCCUGCUCAACUUCUACUUGUACACAUUAGCAUUUGUGUAUUCUCCCUCCAAAAAUGCCCUUUAUGACUCCCAGCUGAAAGAUAAUCCAGCGUUCUCCAUGCUAAACGACUCGGAUGACGAAGUGAUAUAUGGGAGUGAUUACGAAGACAUGCCUUUACAAAACGGACGUGCCAUCAAAGCAACCGCCAAGUACCAGGAUGAGACUGACAGCGACUGAUGUGUCCUCCCUCCUCUGUGUUAAAUCUGUCACAAGGAACCUUCAUGUGCAAAUACGGUGCACUGGCAUUGGUAGUAUAAAAUGAUUGACUGGACGUGUACAUAAAUAUAUUUUUAAAAAAAGAUCAAUUCCAUGUCUACUGAAUGUACUGUACUUUUGAAAGGUGAGUUAUGUAGCCACUCAUUGAAAACAAGAAAACAAACGCUAAAGUAAACCACUAAAGGUUUUUACCAUUUUGUAAACCAGCAUUUCUUCACAGCCUGAUGACAAACAAUUACCAGGGAAAGUGCUGAUAUUCAUUUGGGAUUUAUGCGUGGGAUCCUUGUGUUUAAUGCUUUCUGUUGAACCACUGUUGUUUCACUGCAUACUUUUGUUGUUUGUGCCAUUCCACUCUGCUCUCUGACAGUCUGAGAAUAAUGAGAAUAACUUUUUUUCUUGCCAAAGCUGAGUAAACACAGCAGAAAUGGUAAAAGAAACUCCCAACUGGAAGAGCUGCAAGUACACUGACCGCAUGUAUUUCUACUCACAUGAUUCCUGAACAGGGUAUCUGUUGAUAAAUCCAUUGUCCUCAGACAUUUAAAAAUACAGAGAGCCUUAACCGAAGUAACAGUCCUCCUACUAAUUCAUUUUUUUCUAAGCUUUGUAAUUGCACUUUUCAAGAAUUUUUAUUUUGCCAAAAAGUGAUAACAUUUGAUACUGUAUCAUCUGACUACAUGGAUGGAUGGAUUUGGAUCAUUUGUAUGAAUUUUCUCACAACUUUGUCAUUUCACUGCUGACCUGUCAUUUCUUUACCCAGCACGAACUUUUUCCCCAUGCCUUUGUUGAACACGCUAUGUUCGAUAAUCAUUUCCCUCCCAUGGCUUAGCUUAAAUUGCCUACAAUGAGGUAAUUGCUGCCAUUUUCUUUUAUAAAACCAGAGCUAAUGGACAACAACAGCCAAAACGAAUAUAUCUCUGUUCUCUACAAGUAUGUAUUUUAAUCAAGAUGGUGCCUUGUCUUCACAUUACUCUGUUUUCUUCUAACUGGCCUGUAAUCUCACAUUUGUAAAUGCUUUGACAUAAAAGUACAUGUUUGAUUCUUUCCGUGUGAAUGUAGCUUAUGUUGGUUUAAGGUGGUGAAAUGAGAUUGCUUUUGAAAUGUGUUAAAGUACCCGCAAAAUUUUGUUGCUUUACAAGAUAAAUGCUGUACAUGUAGCAGUAUCACGUGGCGUGUAAAUAAAGCAAAGCAUAUACAGCA
Messenger RNA from Acanthochromis polyacanthus (spiny chromis), 3445 nucleotides. RefSeq names its product transmembrane protein 181 (gene tmem181). Gene Ontology annotation, molecular function: toxic substance binding. The transcript has 17 exons. Bases 758 to 2209 code for a protein of 483 amino acids. The record is from RefSeq and is a predicted model, not a curated record. Lineage: Eukaryota; Metazoa; Chordata; Actinopteri; Pomacentridae.